Hydractinia symbiolongicarpus is the source of this 480-nucleotide messenger RNA. RefSeq names its product receptor-interacting serine/threonine-protein kinase 4-like. The record is from RefSeq and is a predicted model, not a curated record. Gene Ontology annotation, molecular function: protein binding. The transcript has a single exon. The coding region runs from base 1 to 480 and encodes 159 amino acids. Lineage: Eukaryota; Metazoa; Cnidaria; Hydrozoa; Anthoathecata; Hydractiniidae.
AUGCUGCAACAAAUUCUCAUUACUGAUCCACUUAUCGUUCAAAUGAGAGAUUCUUUCAGGGAAACCCUCUUGAUGAGAGCUGCAUAUUACAACACACCAUCAGUAGUAAAAGCUUUGAUUGACGCUGGCAGUGAUGUAAAUGCUUCUCGUUAUGAUAUGUGGACUCCAUUCCACAUCAGUGCAUUUCAUGGUCAUCAGGAUGCUUUAAAAGUUCUUAUUAAUCAUGAUGUUACAUGUAUUAAUACAGUUAAUCACCGCAGGAAAACACCGUUAUUUUAUGCAUGCGGAAAGGGUCAUGUGGGAUGUGUUCAGCUACUGCUUUCAGUUACAGGAAUUGAUGUGAAUAUACAAACCAUGGACAAUGACACACCAUUACAUGUUGCAUUGCGUAAUGGUUCUCAUGAAUGUGUUAAGUUACUGUUAUCUUUGCCACAUGUUGAUGUGAAUAUACCAAGCAUAUUGAACAAAACUGCUUAUUAG